AUGUGCAGGGCCACUUCUCCAUCCCCUUUGCAGCCUGGCAGACUUCGGGAGACUGUGGUCAUUGUGGCGCUGACGGCGCUGAAUCUGAGCCCUUAAACUGGAGAAAGGAGUUAGGGGGAACCGGGAGCAGGGAGCCAGGACCAAAAAGGGUUGUUUGGAAGCGCCCGCCAGGGGGCAUUAGAAGUCGCUUCUAGUUGUCUGUGCAGUACUAAGGAGACUGAUACUAGAUCCUGGCUGGCCUCACAAAGCAGAGGGAGGGAGUGCAGUGAACAGGCGCGGAACGAAAGAGCGGGGGCACCAGCUACAGAACGAGAUCGCAAACAUAAGAACCAGAGCCAGAAUCGGACCUGGGACUGGAACCGUAGCUGCUGAAGCCAUAAUCUGUGGAGCAGUUGCAGCCAAGAAGCAGGGAGUCCCGCCCCACUACGGACUGCCUCCCAAGAUGCCUGGCAUCAUGGUGAUCCUCGCUUGGUGUUUCCUACAAGUGGACAGCCAGCACGCAGAGCUGCUCACCCGCCACAACAAUGGCAAUUUCCUGGACAGUGACAAAUGGCUGAGCACUGUCUCCCAGUACGACAGGGACAAGUAUUGGAACAGAUUCCGCGAUGAUGAUUAUUUCAGGAACUGGAAUACAAACAAGCCCUUUGACCAAGUUCUAGACCCAUCCAAAGAUCCUUGCUUGAAUGUGAAGUGCAGUCCAUAUAAAGUGUGUGUAACUCAUGACUACCAGGCAGCUGUGUGUGUGAGCCGUAAGCAGCUUAUGCAAAGACAAAAGAAGGGGACUGUGGCCCACAAACACCAGACUGAAAUUUCAAAUGUAGUCAAGUGCAAACCUUGCACUGCUUCAGCUCACACUGGUCUUGUCUGUGGCUCUGAUGGCCACACCUACACCUCUAAGUGCAAGCUGGAAUUCCAUUCCUGUUCCUCUGGGAGAGGCUUUACAACCCUGUGUGAAGGACCCUGCCCAUGUCUUCCAGAGCCAGAACACCCCAAGCACAAGACAGAGAAGAACAGUUGCACGGACAAGGAAUUGAGGAAUCUUGCUUCCCGGCUAAAAGAUUGGUUUGGAAUGCUUCAUGAGGAUGCAAAUCAUGUCAUCAAGCCCACUAGUUCAGACCCAGCCCAAAGCAGGUUUGAUACCAGCAUUCUGCCCAUCUGCAAGGACUCCCUGGGCUGGAUGUUCAACAAAUUGGACAUGAACUACGAUCUCUUGCUUGACCAUUCAGAGAUCAAUGCCAUUUAUCUUGACAAGUAUGAACCAUGCAUCAAAACCCUCUUCAACUCUUGUGACUCCUUCAAAGAUGGGAAACUCUCAAAUAAUGAAUGGUGCUAUUGCUUUCAGAAGCCAGGAGGUCUCCCUUGCCAGAAUGAAAUGAACAGGAUUCAGAAGCUAAGCAAAGGGAAAAGCCUGCUGGGGACAUUCAUUCCCCACUGUAAUGAUGAAGGAUACUAUAAAGCUACCCAGUGUCAUGAGAGCACUGGACAAUGUUGGUGUGUGGAUAAAUAUGGGAAUGAGCUGGCUGGCUCUAGGAAGCAAGGAGCAGUGAAUUGUGAAGAAGAGCAAGAAAAUUCAGGAGAUUUUGGCAGUGGGGAUGCUGUGGUCCUGUUGGAUGAUCUGGAAGAAGAACAUGGAGAGACACGAAAGGACAAAGAUGGGAAACUGAAAAUUCAUGUAAGGGCAACGAAUGAAGAUAAUGAAGAUGAAGAUGAUGACAAGGAGGAUGAGGUUGGCUAUAUAUGGUAGUCCCCUCAGGGCAAAGGACUUGUGUUUUGCACAAUAUCACAAGUCCAUCACAUCUCAACAAUUGUAUGUCUAAAACCAUUAGGCAAAAAAUAUCUCCUCGCCACUGUUCUGUCCUCUAUUUUGUGUAUAAUUUGGAAGACGGCUUCUCUUCUUUCCUAAGUGCUCCAAUUUUGAGAAUGGCUAUUCUGGGGAUGUGGAUUUUCUUUUUUAGACGAGGGUCCAACUGGCUUUUCUUAAAGUUUCAUACUCCUGGCUUUCUUUCUCCCCUUCAGGAGGACUUCUCUCAACAAUUAUGUUGAGAAAAUUAUAUGAAAUAACAAUUACAUGAAAUUCUGACUGGGAAAGAAGCCAGGUCUGCUGCUGGGUAGAAGAAUGAACCCUGUUUUGCUUGUCUGCACUAGUAAUUAAUUAUAGCACUAUCUAUCCAUAGGACUGAUAAUUUUCAUGUUUUAUCAAAAAAAACCGCAAAUAAUGAAUCAAAAGAAAAUCUUCAUGACGUCUUAAAAAAAAAAACUGGGAUUUUAAUUAAAGAGUAGAAAGAUUGAUUUGAAGAAUUGAAUUUUAAUCCUUUACUUUUCUUUCUUAGAGACAAAUAACUAGAAGUCUGUACUACAUUACUUUUUCCAUCCCAAGAAUUUUAAUGACAUUUUUAAACCUCCACAAGUGGAUAGAAGUAUCACAUGCUUAUUGCAAAACCUGCAUAUCCUCAUUUCACUCAGUCCUUAGAAUUGCUCUCUCCCUGUCUCUUGCAAGAGGUUUGGUCAAAGGGAUUUGAAAACCUUUUAAGUAAGGUCUUCUUUCCCCUACUGAAGACUUUCUUUCAAUACAACCUUAGCUAAUUUCAUGGCCAUCCUCUUCUUCAACUGAAAGUGCUUACUAUAUUUUCAUCAAUUCAACACCUUUCUUUAUGGGAAAACUAAUUGGCAAAUGAAAUCAGUAUACUCUUUUUGGUGGUUUGUCUGCCUCUUCAUUUAUGGCUUAAACUACACUAUUGCAUUCAAUCAGCUUGGUCAAAAAUUCAAUCAAGUUUCCUUGUCACUAUGAUACAGUUGGCUACCUCUUUUUUCCAUUGACUGGAAUGAUUUUUUUUUUAGUUAAAAAGACCAUUUUGGCUUCACACAAAUACAACCUAAAACUGGUUGUUUCCUUUGCCCAUGCUUACUGGCUGGACUGACACAUAACAUCAAACAUUAUUUCUUAUUGAUUGUUAACAUAAUUGAUUCUGCUAUACUAAUCAUGUGAAAACCAAGAAUAAAGAUGACAUACAUCUGCUCUUCUGGAUAGAAUAAAUGUUAUUGUGUCACAAAUUGUAAGAACAAGAAAUUUCUGUUAGGAAGUCACAACCAAGCAGUCUUCUAACAUGCAUUAUUUCUGUUUCAAGUGGAUUUUAUUUGACCAGGUCUUUGAACUCAGAGUUUGGAAACAACUGCAUAAUUGCAAUUAAUUUACUGAAAUUGUUCAUUUAAUAAAAAUAUAUCUCUUAAAAAUUAAAAAUGCAUGAAAAAACUUCCAAUGAGGCUGUAAGAGAAAAUUAUUGUUAAUAACCCCAACUAUCUCUGAAAAUGCACCAGAGAACGCAUUAGCAUUGGCACAUUGAUUUUUGCUUAGAGAAACUUUUAGGAGUGUAGUGAACUACUGAUUUUAAUUUACCUAAUUAUCUUAUGACAAGUAUCAAAUUAAGAUGACACUCAGAACUCCUUACUAUUCAGUUAAUGAUGGAUAAAAGAGCACUGUGGAAAAUUUGUAGCAAGGUAAUGAUGCUCAGUUUUUAGAGUUGUUCUAGGAAGAUAUUUUGACUCAUUAGAAUCUAAAAUACAAAACUAUUCCUGUGAUUAGAUUGAAAGCUCAGUUACAUUAUUCUCUUCUUCAACUUUUCCAGGGCAAUGUCAGGUUUCUGAAAAAAAAAUUAAUCACUUUCCUUGAAAAUUGUAAUUUUUUUAUAAGCCUCAUUCUGAGAUUUGAAGAAUAAGUGUCUAUCAUUUUCUCUUAUCAAGACUUUUAGAGUUAUACCACCAUGAUUAGGUUCAUUUGAAAAAUUCCAGUUAUCCAGUGAUUGUAUUUAUGAUCCAUAUCUCCAUUUUUCUACUAGAACCAAUGUCUAAGUUGCAUUCUAAAUGUGGCUAUUUAGAAAAUCCUUGUGAGCUGUGAGGAGGUUUUAAAUAUUUAAUUCUUUUUUCACUUAUAACUCAAAUCUAACUUUCCAUUUGGGGAAAAUAGUAGAUAUGUCUCUUGUCUCUCUAAAACUGGCUUCAAUUUCAAAAUUUCUGACUUGGAAAUGUUUUAAUAUUGUUUUUGGAGUUUUAUAGCAAUUCCUCUUUUCUACUCCUAACAUACUUUGUCUCCCCAUUCCUCCUCUCUGUGACAAUAUGAAAUUGACAGCCAUCUCUCACCACAGUUCAACAAAUUUGUCCAUUACCCUUAAGUCUUUCCCAUAUAUAAUCCAUGUUUAUUUAAUGCAUCAACUGCACUGUACAAUAACAUCUAAAAGACCUUUCUUUCUAUAGUGGGUAGUUUUGAUCUUUUUAUACUUUUUUUUCAAUGCUGUUUACAUUUGUUCCUGUUAAAUGUGUAGUGUUAAAAGAAGAAUCUCACCCAAAUACUGAGUGUGUCAGUUGGCUGUUCCUACUGUAGAUGCACUAUAGAUGACCAUAGUAAAGUAGAUUAGCAUAGUGAAUUCUGAAUGCUUUUCCAUACAGAUUUACCUGGAAUGUGAACACUUGGCUGACCUCCUUGGUUAAUUGUAAAUGCUUAAUUGUGAUCCUGAAUAGUUGCAUUUCUGUCUAUCUCAAUAAAUUUGAAUUUCUCUGACACA
Antechinus flavipes (yellow-footed antechinus) is the source of this 4556-nucleotide messenger RNA. It is a transcript of the gene SPOCK1, whose product is annotated as SPARC (osteonectin), cwcv and kazal like domains proteoglycan 1. The record is from RefSeq and is a predicted model, not a curated record. Bases 443 to 1744 code for a protein of 433 amino acids. The transcript is spliced from 11 exons. Gene Ontology annotation, biological process: establishment of protein localization to extracellular region. Gene Ontology annotation, molecular function: protein binding; calcium ion binding. Lineage: Eukaryota; Metazoa; Chordata; Mammalia; Dasyuromorphia; Dasyuridae.